This is a messenger RNA of Zerene cesonia (dogface butterfly), 2201 nucleotides long. It is a transcript of the gene slmb, whose product is annotated as beta-TrCP. The record is from RefSeq and is a predicted model, not a curated record. Gene Ontology annotation, molecular function: protein dimerization activity. Bases 108 to 1658 code for a protein of 516 amino acids. Lineage: Eukaryota; Metazoa; Arthropoda; Insecta; Lepidoptera; Pieridae. The transcript has 12 exons.
AACAGUGAGUGUUUGACGUCAUGCGAAUGAUGAUUAUUUAGCGAUUGUAUUUAGUUUUUGUGAAGUUUAUAGGGACGAAUAUUUAUGAAUCUAGUGAAAUUACAAAAAUGGAGACUGAUUGGAUGAUAGAAGACACGACGACGCCUAAGCAGGUGACAUCGCUGACAUCGCUGGACACCGGCGUCAAGCCAGCGCCGAGCGGCGCCGCCUACGUGGCGGAGAGAAAUACCUGUUUAAACUUAUUCACGAAAUGGAACGAAACCGAUCAGGUGGAGUUUGUGGAGCAGCUGCUGGCGCGUAUGUGCCACUAUCAGCAUGGACAUAUCAACGCAUAUCUCAAGCCCAUGCUGCAGAGGGAUUUUAUCAGCAUGCUGCCAAAAAAAGGCCUAGACCAUGUGGCGGAGAACAUACUGUCGUACCUGGACGCGAGCUCGCUGUGCGCCGCCGAGCUGGUCUGCCGCGAGUGGCAGCGGGUGAUAUCCGAGGGGAUGCUGUGGAAGAAGCUGGUGGAGCGGAAGGUCAGGACGGACUCGCUGUGGCGGGGCCUGGCUGAGAGGCGCGGCUGGAUAAUGUACUUGUUCAAACCGAAACCGGGCUGCCAGCACCCGUCGCACUCGUUCUACAGACAGCUCUACCCGAAAAUAAUACAGGAUAUACAAUCGAUAGAGGACAAUUGGAGAAUGGGCAGGCAUAAUUUACAAAGGAUAAACUGCAGAUCGGAGAAUUCGAAGGGCGUAUACUGUUUGCAAUAUGACGACAAUAAAAUUGUAUCCGGCUUAAGAGACAACACGAUCAAAAUAUGGGACAGGAAGACGUUGCAGUGCGUCAAGGAGCUGCAGGGGCACACGGGCUCGGUGCUCUGCCUGCAGUACGACGAGCGCGCGAUCAUAUCCGGCUCGUCGGACAGCACGGUGCGCGUGUGGGACGUCGCCACCGGCGCCAUGCUCAACACGCUGAUACACCACUGCGAGGCGGUGCUGCACCUGCGCUUCUGCAACGGCAUGAUGGUCACGUGCAGCAAGGACAGAUCGAUAGCGGUGUGGGACAUGACGUCGACGACGGAGAUAAUGCUGCGUCGCGUGCUCGUCGGCCACCGGGCGGCGGUCAACGUGGUGGACUUCGACGAGAAGUACAUAGUCAGCGCGAGCGGGGACAGGACCAUUAAGGUGUGGAACACGUCCUCGUGCGAGUUCGUGCGCACGCUGAACGGGCACAAGCGCGGCAUCGCCUGCCUGCAGUACCGCGACCGGCUCGUCGUGUCCGGCUCGUCGGACAACACGAUCCGCCUGUGGGACAUCGAGUGCGGCCAGUGCAUACGCGUGCUCGAGGGCCACGAGGAGCUCGUGCGGUGCAUACGGUUCGACAACAAGCGGAUAGUGAGCGGCGCGUACGACGGCAAGAUCAAGGUGUGGGACCUGCGCGCCGCGCUCGACGUGCGCACGCCGCACCAGGACCUCUGCCUGCGCACGCUGGUGGAGCACACGGGCCGCGUGUUCCGGCUGCAGUUCGACGAGUUCCAGAUCGUCUCGUCGUCGCACGACGACACGAUACUCGUGUGGGACUUCCUCAACUACGCGGGCGCGUCGCCGGCGCCGGCGCAGCCGCAGCCGCAGCCGCGCUGGGCCUCGCCCGAGCAGGACCGCGCCUUCUACGACUAGAUUUUAAUAGAAAACCGAUUUUGGACAUCACUAGUGUGUAACGCGUUUGAAUGUGGUCCGGCAGUGACUGUACAGUGACCCGUGUUACCAGUGUAGGGAUUUGUGAUUCCGUGCGGCGAUACAGUGGUUCAGUGUUGCUAGUAUCGUGUGUGGAGUGGUGAUAUAGUGUUGUGAUUGCGUUCGCUGGUAACUGUGUUACCAGUGCGGGGAAUUUAUUUAUGAUUAUGGUUGGAUGUUGUGAAAAUUCAAAGUGUUGUACGGAAAAUACGCUUGCAGUAUAACGAUCGAUGUUGUAACGGACAUGUUUAUGUCGCCAGGGCGAAGAUUUGAGGUUUGCGAUUCCACAUUUUCAUGACAAUAGUGUUACCAGAUGGAAAAAUUUUAAAUCUCAUUCGGGGGACUGUUAUUUAUUCGUUUUUUGUUUAUUGUUUAAGAGUAAAGUGAUUUCGCAUAUUGAUAUUUUGUGUAAAUAAAGUGCGGGGUAGUUGUGUUUUGUGUUUUCGAAUUGUUUGCACUGAUAAUUAAUUCAGACUAGGGAAAAGC